UUUAGGGUUGUUAAUGGUGGUUCUGGUUGCAGUUUCGUGCGGUUCAAUGAACCAGUGAUGGAUCACAUGCUGCUGGGGUUGAAAGGCAGCAUGUGGAAGGCAGUAAGGUCAGUGAUGACCCCAACCUUCAGCUCUGGCAAGGUCAAGCAGACCUUGGCAUUGGUCAAGGUGUGUGCAAACAACCUGCUGACCUACUGCCACAAGCACGUUGACAUGGGGUCAUCAGUGUUUGAGAUGAAGGAAGUGUUCGGCAUGUUCACCAUGGACACCAUCGCUAGUAUUGCUUUUGGCGUCAACAGCGACUCCCUCAACAACACUAACAACGAGUUCUCUGCUGCCGCCGCUCGGUUUUUCACACCGCCGCCCCGGUGGAAGCGACCGAUUCUGUUCUUGCAGUUCCUCUGGCCGCAGAUCGCUAAGUACCUCUGCCUUAAUGUUAUCGACCGAACACCGAUUCACUUCUUCACAAAGGUGGUGUCGGACACCAUGAAGUACCGGCUAGAGAAUGACCUCCGGCGCAACGACUUUCUGCAGCUGCUGCUGGAUGCUCGUGUGCAGGAACACUCAAACGACCACACUAGUGCAGCCAGGAACGACGGCAACACCAAGAAGGUUAACAACCAAGUAUUGACAGACCUGGUGAUUACAGCACAGUGUGUGCUGUUCUACAUUGCUGGGUAUGACACAACGGCGACCACCCUGAGCUUUGUGUCAUACUGCCUGGCACUACACCCGGACGUGCAACAGAGGUGCAUGCAGGAGAUCGAGGGGGUCCUGGAGAAGCAUGGCGGUGACGUCAGCUACGAUGCCAUCAUGGAGAUGACCUACCUUGAUAUGGUGUUUGCUGAGACACUGAGGUUAUACCCCCCGGCGCCGCGUGUCGACCGCACCGUCACUAAAGACUACAUUCUUCCCGGCACCGACCUGACCUUGCACCGCGGCCAGAAGGUCACCAUACCCAUCUACAGCAUACACCGUGAUGGCGACCACUACCCGAACCCUGAACGGUUCGACCCUGAGCGCUUCUCACCAGAGAACAAGGCCCGGCGGCCGCACAGUGUCUACCUGCCAUUUGGAAGUGGUCCACGCAACUGUAUAGGAAUGAGGUUCGCAUUGAUGGAAGCCAAGGUGGCUAUUGUCUACCUCCUGCAAGAAUUUGCCUUCAUACCCAGUAAGAAGACACAGGUGCCACUCAUCAUUGAGCAACGCAGUGGGUUAUUGAAGGCCCAGGAUGGUGUUUGGGUCAGGCUGGCCAAGAGGACCUCAGAGUAGACACCUGCUACUAGCAGACACAGGUGUUACUAGAAGACACAGGUGCUACUAGUAGACACAGGUGUCACUGAUCAUUAAACACAUUGAGUUAUUGAAGGCCCAUGAUGGUGUUUGGGUCAGGCUGGCCAAGAGGACCUCAGAGUAGACACCUGCUACUAGUAGACACAGGUGUUACUAGAAGACACAGGUGCUACUAGUAGACACAGGUGUCACUGAUCAUUAAACACGUUGAGUUAUUGAAGGCCCAUGAUGGUGUGUGGCUCUUCCUCCUCUUCUCCUCCUCCCACCACCCCUCCUUCAGAGUGCAGCCACUGUACUUCCCAUCUCCAGAACUCAAUUCCUGCUAACCAUUGUUCAUGAAUUCCUUCAUAAACAUUACCUUGCUCUUUCCUAACACACACAAGCCUGUUAGAUGCCCAAGCCCAUAGCACUUAAACCACCUUUAUACCCCCUCCCUCCAAUUCUUCCUAUGAUGACCCCAAUGCAGUGGUGGACCUACAUUUUUGAAGAUUAAAAAUUUUAUUUCUUUGCAUAGUUUACAAUGUAUAAUUACAGUUUUGAUUUGCUAAGUACAAAGAAAGCCACUAUCAUGCCAGGGCAUUUUGGGCAGACUAAACCUAUUGCUUAACAGACUACUUAAUACUAGGCACAUAUAUCAUAGUUGGUUCGAAUUGAAUAUCAUUUUCUAUAUUUCAACGGAGGUUUACCUGGAGUAGUUAGUGGUUUAGCAGUAAUUGAAUUUAUAAUUGAGAUGACUUGAUUAACAGGUUACACCAUUAUAUUUUGGCACAUUUUACAUAAUUAGAUUGGAACCAUUUUAAUUUUGAAAUAAUCUUAAAAUAUUUAGGAAUUUUUGAGCUGUUGGUGGCGAUAUUAUAUAGUGUUUGUGUGGUUAAUUUUGGGAGAUGAGGUGAUUUCUAAGCAGAGCCUUGAAUUGGGUCGCUGAAGUUUGACCUGUCAUGGGGUCACCAUGGCAACCAGCAACAAUAGGCCUCCAUGAAACCUUAAUAACCUUUUAGUUUUCAUUUUAACUAUUAUCUUGUACUGAAUUACACUAUAUUAUUAAUAUAUUAUUUUUAAAAACCCCUUCUCAUACAGUAGGCCCCAAAUUUUUAAGCAAUGUGGACUAAAGUUGGUUCAGGGCCCCUCAGGGAUUAGGGGCCCCUCAGGGAUUAGGGGCCCUCAAACUUAAUCUUCAUUAGUUUCAUAGUAGGUCUGUCCCUGAACCCAUCUUCCCUCCUUUCAAAAUUUAUACCCCCUCCUGUUCAUCGUCUUCUGUUCUAUCGUGUCUAAACACACCACCUCAACAAAGCUGUAAAUCCUCUACAUAGAGUUCCCACCACAAACUUCACAGUUCAAGCUCUGUCUCCCUGAAAUAAAGCUUUAAACAGAGCUCUACACAACUUUAAACAAAAAUCAGAGCCAGAGUUUUGAAAGAUAUGAACUUUUUCAAGAGAAAGUUGUUAUAACUUAAGUACCAAUAAUGCUCUGAUUACCUAUAACACCUUAGUCUUACAUAUAACACUUUCGUCUUGCCUAUAACACCUUAGUCCUAUCUACGACACCUUAGUUUUACCUAUAACACCUUAGUAUUACCUAUAAUCCCUUAGAAUUGCUUAUAACACUUUAGUGUUGCCUAUAACUCUCGUCUUCAACCAUCGACCAAACUUGUUGUUGAAAUAAUGCAGAGAAUUAUAUUCUAUAAUUUUCAAGACAUUAUCUGUUAUUGUACAUAUGUAUGUCUAUAUGUAUAUACAUAC
Molecule: messenger RNA, 3032 nt
Organism: Cherax quadricarinatus
Lineage: Eukaryota; Metazoa; Arthropoda; Malacostraca; Decapoda; Parastacidae
Source: RefSeq, a predicted model, not a curated record